ACACACACACACACACACACACACACUUGCAUCCCGGCGCCCGGUCUCACCUGCGGCUCACCUGCGGCUGUAGCCGGUGCGGGGUGAGGUCGGAGGGGGGCGCGCGCUGCACGCGGCGGGUCCUCGACAGCUCGUGCGCUCAGUAAGCGAACCGUUCCGUAACGCUGCGCAACGUUUUCUCAUCCCCGCCGCUCAAUCAUCAUAACCAUCAUCACCCGCUCGCGCAUUAUUAUACAGUAUAUUAAACAGUUCAGAUCUGAUCAGCUAUUAACAGAACUUUAUACUGAUGUGUUUGAGGCGUUUGCAUGAUCAGUGCUCUGAUCAGUGGGUUUGAUCUGGAGAUGUCUGAUCAAUGAUCAUCAAUAACCAGGCUUACAGCCCUGCAGCACUAACGCACACAUUCCUCUGAAGACCUGCGUUUGGGAAAUCUUUGCACAGGAGUGUAAAAGUUGGGCUGGGGUUUGGUUGUUCGCAGCUCGUUACCGGGGAGCAGUGUGUAAAUAUUUUAGAGAGGAUGUCACUGGAUACCUGCUCGAGCUGUCAGCCAUGUAAACCUCACUGAGCCCCGGGAGCUUCAGUGAUCUCAGCUCUACAUCUCUGAACGCUUACCGCUGCUGCUCCUGCUGUGCUGUGGUGUGGUGGAUCUGCGGCGCGAUGCAGCUCAGCGAGGCCGUGUGGGAAAGCUGUAGUCAGGGGUCUGUUCUGCAGCCCCUGUGGGACUAUCUGCGGCUGCAUCACUCCAGCACUCUGAGGUCCCCCCUGUUCCCCGUGAUCCUGUCAGUGUCCUCGUACUUCGUGCUCUGCCUGCCCUACCUGCUCUGUGACGUGGCUGGAAAGAAGUGGCCGGCCAUCUACAGGUACAAGAUCCAGCCGGACCGGUUGCCCACCUUUACCAUGAUGCUCCGCUGUGCCGGCGUCACUCUCCGCAACAACGUCUUCCUGGUGUUCCCGGCGGCCGUCGCCCAGUGGGCCUGGAGGCCUCCGGUUCCUUUGCCCGAACAGGCACCCACACUGCUGGAGCUGGUUGGAGGUGUGGCAGGUAACCUCCUGCUGUUUGAUUUGCAGUACUUCAUCUGGCACCUACUGCACCACAGGGUACGCUGGCUGUACGUUACCUUUCACGCCAUCCACCACGAAUACUCCGCACCCUUUUCCCUGGCCACGCAGUGCUUGGGGGGCUGGGAGUUGGUCACUGUGGGUUUCUGGACCACCAUCAACCCAGUGUUACUGAGGUGUCAUUUGCUCACAACUUGGGCCUUCAUGGUGACCCACGUCUACGUGUCGGUGGAAGACCACUGUGGGUACGACUUCCCCUGGUCCACGUCUCGCCUGAUUCCCUUUGGCGUCUACGGAGGGCCAAACAAGCAUGACGUGCACCACCAGAAACCCAACACCAACUUUGCCCCCCAUUUUAGCCACUUGGACAAACUGUUCGGCACACAUUCUGAUUUCAGUUUUAUCAAAACUAAAUGAAAGCUCAAAUUACGAGAAACACAUGAGAGUCACAGCCUACACUUCCUUAUGAAGCAGAUUGUGUUUAUAAUUCUCUCUUUAGGAUUUUAUUAAAAUGUGCGGUCACAAACAUCUCAGAAACAUAAAACUAAAAGAGCAUUCGUAAGAUUUCUCUAAAUUUUGGGAUAACAGAUGAGAGAUGUGGACAUUGGUUGUUGGAGGACAUUUUGAUGGUUUUAUUCUUUUACAGAAUACCACAGAAAGCUAUUAUACAAACUGAAUGCUGAAGUGAAUUUGUAGAAACUAGUUAACACGCCAUAACACCAAAAUGCCUGACUAAAAGCGCACUUAGAAAAAGGGACAUUUAUUAUUCUAUAGUCCUGUGUUGUCUACAGAUAAUUUUUCUUUUUUCAGAUUAUUUUAGCAGUAGUAACCGUUAAAGUUUAGGCCUGUGAUAAACAUAAAGUGUGUUAUUAAGUUUAUGAGGUUCUGAUGUAUCGCCUGUGUCUCCUUCCUCUGGCCUUCCUCAGUGCAGGUCAGAGACUAGGAGCACUGUGUCAGAACCUGCAUCAGACCUGAUAACAUCACCUAAAGCCUCAGGUUCAGUCUUAAAAACACAAUGUUGUGAUUUUGCUAAUAAGUUAUAAAAACUCUGCUCUGGUUAACAGCAAAUUAAUGUAGUUCAAAAGUUCAGAGCAACUUUUCUGGAGUGCUGUGGGGGAUCUUAUAGUUAUCCUAGGUGUGUCUGCGUCACCCCCACGCUCUCGCUAGUGCCGCACAUGAUUGCAAUGUAAAGAGCGAUGGAUGUCAGAAACUUUGUAAAACCUGCAUAAAACUGCGUAAGGGAGUUUCUGCUUAUAAACAAACAAGGAAUUAGGCCCAUUAUUUCCAUCUCAGUUAUGCUUUAUGCAAAAAUAAAAACGAUUAGAAUUUCUCUUUAACCAAGAGCUGGACACAAUGCAAAGAACGCAUCCCUGAUCCAGUGCUGAUACACCUCUGAUCUUCUGCUUCAGAUACAAAUGACACACUUUUACUUUUUUUUUGGCUAAUUAGUCAAUAUGCCUGGGCACAUCUAAUGCCCAAACCUUUAUAUAUACAGCUCUGAAAAAAAAAACAGAACACUUAAAAAACAAUCAGUUUCUCUGAUUUAAAUAUUUAUAGGUAUAUAGUUGUGUAAAAUGAACAUUGUAGUUUUAUUCUUUAAAUUACUCAUGACAUUUCUCCCAAAUUACAAAUACAAAGUGUAUUUUAGAUCAUUUAUUUGCAGAGAAAUUGUCAAAUUAAUAAAAAAGAUGCAGAGCUUUUAAACCUAAAACCUAAUGCAAAGAAACAAGUGAAAGUUCAUAUUCAUUUAGAAACAACAACAAUACCAAAGUUUUAUCUAAGGAAGAUAAUUAAUAAUCAGUGA
Messenger RNA from Astyanax mexicanus (Mexican tetra), 2860 nucleotides. RefSeq names its product cholesterol 25-hydroxylase like 1, tandem duplicate 2 (gene ch25hl1.2). The transcript has a single exon. Gene Ontology annotation, molecular function: iron ion binding; C-4 methylsterol oxidase activity; steroid hydroxylase activity. Gene Ontology annotation, biological process: sterol biosynthetic process; cholesterol metabolic process. Lineage: Eukaryota; Metazoa; Chordata; Actinopteri; Characiformes; Acestrorhamphidae. Bases 655 to 1473 code for a protein of 272 amino acids. The record is from RefSeq and is a predicted model, not a curated record.